This is a messenger RNA of Ceutorhynchus assimilis (cabbage seed weevil), 2676 nucleotides long. NCBI's taxonomy places the organism in Eukaryota, Metazoa, Arthropoda, Insecta, Coleoptera, Curculionidae. The record is from the annotation of a GenBank genome assembly.
ACACCAAAUUAUCAAAUCAUAAACAAUUCAUUGAAAUUUCAAAAAUUUUUGGAGUUUCUAUCAAAAUUUGCAUCAUUUUAACAAUUCUUACUAAACAGUUAACCAAAACAUGGCCCUGCAAGUCUCAAAGAAUUUUUCACAUACCAUUUUACAGUCGAAAAACAAUAUAUGGCAGAGUCCGUACCACUUUUUAAAACGUUGCACCUCGACAGAAUGGACAAAUUUAACAGAACGACCCAAAGAAAAAGUAACAAAUAUGCCUCCAAUGAAUGAGCCAGUUAAGGGACUACCAAAAGCUAUUUACGCCAACUUCCGAGAAGAAAAUCAACAUACAAAGGUAACAACCUUAUCAAAUGGACUGAGAGUUGCGUCUGAAAACAGAUUCGGUGAAUUUUGUACUGUAGGGGUUGUCAUUGAUUCUGGAUCCAGAUAUGAAGUGGCUUAUCCUAGUGGUAUUUCACAUUUUCUAGAAAAAUUAGCAUUCAAUUCGACAAAAUAUUACCCAGAUCGUGAUGAAAUGAUAAAUAAACUGGAAAAACAUGGAGGAAUCUGUGAUAGUCAAGCAUCAAGGGACACUUUUAUUUAUGCUGCUUCUGCUUACACAACUGGUCUAACUGAUGUAAUACAGUUAUUAGCUGAAGCGACAUUAAGGCCCCAAAUUACGCCAUACGAAGUUGACGGAGCUAAACAAGCCAUAAACUUUGAACUGGAAACAUUACACAUGAGACCUGAACAAGAAACUAUUCUUAUGGACAUGAUUCAUGCUGCAGCAUAUAGGGACAAUACUUUGGGCCUACCGAAAUUGUGUCCGCCCCAAAACCUAGACAAAAUCGACAGGGAAAUGUUGUUUUUGUAUUUGAGCCAACAUUAUACACCUAAACGGAUGGUUGUGGCUGGAGUUGGUGUGGAACAUGAGAGAUUGGUAGAGGCUGUUCAAAAAUAUUUUGUGGACAAUAAGCCUGUAUGGGAAGUUGAACCAGUUGUUGGUAGAAAACAAAUAACUGGUGUAGAUAAAAGUCUAGCACAAUACACAGGUGGUGUAGAACAAGAAGAAUGUGAUAUCCCGCAAUUCGCCUCAGCAGGCUUACCAGUACUCUCUCACAUAAUGAUAGGUUUAGAAGGAUGUUCGCAUCAAGACAGUGAUUUUAUAGCAAUGUGUGUUCUUAACAUGAUGAUGGGUGGUGGAGGCUCUUUUUCAGCAGGAGGUCCUGGUAAAGGCAUGUAUACAAGACUUUAUACUAAUGUCCUAAAUAGGUAUCAUUGGAUGUACAGCGCAACAGCAUACAAUCAUGCCUACAAUGACACCGGGCUGUUUUGUAUACACGCCAGUGCCCCACCAAAUUACGUUAGAGACAUGGUGGAGGUUAUAGUUAAAGAAAUGGUUAAUAUGGCUAAACAUGUGGGCGAGGAAGAAUUAAGGAGGGCAAAAACUCAACUACAAUCCAUGCUCCUGAUGAACCUGGAAAGUAGACCAGUAAUGUUUGAAGAUAUUGGCAGGCAGGUUUUAGCCACAGGUCACAGAAAGAGACCCGAUUAUUUUAUCAGCGAAAUUGAAAAAAUCACCAAAAAUGAUAUAAUCCAAGUAGCUAGAAGACUUUUAAUGUCACAACCGAGUGUGGCAGCCAGAGGAGACUUGAGAAAAAUGCCUUCAUUAGAGUAUAUCCAGGCAGGAUUGAUAGACAGUGAAGGAAAAAUGCCUAGCGGGAGAAAAUUGUCACUUUGGAGAUAAGCUACUGUGGUCCUACGUAAUAAGUAAAAUAAUAAACCAUUAUCAUUUUGUUUAAAAUUUUUAUUUAAUAAUCUUGACAGUAUUUUUGGUUGUUACUUUUUUAUAUAAAAUACUGCCAGUCGAGACCCUUGUUUUUAUUUUUAGGCGUGUAGACUGAUGAUUGUGUUUUUUAUUAUUGUUUGAGCAGGCUAUUCUACCUUGGAGGUUGAAUGGGCUAUAUUAUAAAGACCGAAUUAUUUAUGAAUAAAAAAGCUUAUCAGCUGACUCUGUUCAGAGAUUUUUCUAUCAUUGCAUAUUUGUAUUUUUGCCAACAGUUGCAAACUGUCUGAACAUUUACAAAUAUAUUGUCACGGAUUCUGGGUCCACUACAACUUACGUCACAAGUUUCGUUGAACAAAUUGACUGUAUAAGAAUUCCCUUUUAUAAAACCAUUCAAAAUUACUUGAAAUCUGGCCGGAAAUUUUGUGACAAUUUAUUUGAGAAAACAAGACCUGGCAAAAACUGCAAUAGUUGACAAUGUUGGCAUUUAAAGAAAAAUAUGUGGCUCCCUUUAUAAACCCCAAAAAAAAAAAUGGAUUUUAAGUUAAUACAUUUUUGUUAAAUCUCUUUGUUAUUCUGGGAAGACAUAGAGAUAGUAAUUUUAUGUUGAUUUUCCUUUGCCUCAAUACAAAUUACAAUUUUCUCUAGUGAGAGUUUUUGUUAGAGUUAUUGCAAGAGUUGAACUGUCUAAAAGAAAAACAGCAGGCUGUUUAUUUCAUACCGCUGCAAUUUUUGCAUUAAUUCCAAACAAAAUCUUGUCUUUGACGCCAUAUUUUCUGCAAUAGUAGAUACAUAUAAACUUUGCAAUACAGAAAUUAUUGUUACAAAAUUACUUUUGGAAUGUUAAAUAAUAAUUGUACAUAAAUUUUACGUUUUUUUUUCUAAAUAAAAUGUUUAAUUAAAUUAUU